Aspergillus chevalieri is the source of this 1335-nucleotide messenger RNA. RefSeq lists its product as uncharacterized. The record is from RefSeq and is a predicted model, not a curated record. NCBI's taxonomy places the organism in Eukaryota, Fungi, Ascomycota, Eurotiomycetes, Eurotiales, Aspergillaceae. The transcript has 2 exons. The coding region runs from base 1 to 1335 and encodes 444 amino acids.
AUGAUGCGACCCAGGGACCCUCGCAUUCGCCAAACGCUCAACCAGAUCUCCUCCAACCUUGAAAGCGUAAAUGAGACGGCACAGGAAGGCAUCUACGCCUUUUCGCAGAAUUACAUCUCGCCAUGCUUUGCGACUAUCGGGAACUGCGUUCACACAUGCACAGCGCCAUGUCUCCCUAGUCGCGAAGACCAGAUCCGGCGUCGACGACGGGGCCGGGCGGAGGCCAAUUUCGAUUUCUAUGAUGACUGGGAUAAUGAUAUUGCCAAUGAUAGCCUGUUAGGCUGGGGAUCUGAUGAGCUUGAUCGUUUGCUAGCUGGGAGUGGUCUUGCACGCGGGACUGCGGACCAACCACGCCGGCAGCGAAAGAUGAGUUAUGGGACGCGCGGUACCAGGAGAAAGAGCAGUGUGCUUGUACCUGAGAACAGAAACGAUCCGACGGUAAUACCUAGCUCUUCAUUUUUGGGCUUUUUGGAACGUUUCCCUUGGAGAUUGGGAGCGCGGGGGCAGAAGUAUCGUCCAUCGGCUGCAGAUCUACAGGAGCAUCCUGGAGGACGUCGUUUUGACCGUGAAGAAGAGCCAUUACUUGAGACUGGUGAUAGAUCUGAGGAUCCUGAUUCUUAUGGUAACAACGGCAGAGAUCGAAGCGCAACCCAGUCAUCGCGAGAGACUGCCAACUCUCUAAGUUCACGGGGUGAUUUGAUUAUGAGUGACGAAGAAGAAGAUGCGGUGCCAUUAGAUGACGAAUUUGCCUUGGCGCUGGGCCGUCGCGGCACAGGAUUGGACUCCGAUGACCAGUCUGGAAGAAAAUCUUUGAUGAGAAGGUCCACUUCGGGGACCAUCAGUUCUACAACAGAUGCUUCUCUGAAUGAAUUACGAAUGAAGAAGAAGCGAGGUAGUCGCAUUCUGUCGCCUCGAGUCAUUGCUGUCGGUGCGCAGACCCUCGAUGCCCAGUCAUUGGAUGACUUGAAGAGAGAGGAAGAGCAGGCUGAGCUCAAAGAGGAACAAGAGAUUAUUAAGAAACGGUUUGCUGCGCAAAGGUUGGCUUCAAAUCGUGGUCUUGAUCAGGACAAGUCAGCGUCUCGUCCUUCUCUGUCUGCACGCUCUACGACCGUUUCGUCAGACGCGCAACAUGCAAACGCCGUUUACUCGCCGCGGGGAUCAGUUAGUGACAGAAAAUUGCCCGAUGAUCUUGACAAUUCGCAAACCGAACCUUUUCCAUCUCUACCCCAGACUCCUGUAUCAUCAACAGGUCAUGAAUCUUGGCCCGAUAUGAAGGCGUCAGAGGACAAUCCAGGGUCUCCUAAUCCGGGUUCUGAUAGAGCAACCGACGGCUGA